Messenger RNA from Bactrocera dorsalis (oriental fruit fly), 2114 nucleotides. RefSeq lists its product as uncharacterized. The transcript has a single exon. Gene Ontology annotation, molecular function: nucleic acid binding; zinc ion binding. NCBI's taxonomy places the organism in Eukaryota, Metazoa, Arthropoda, Insecta, Diptera, Tephritidae. The record is from RefSeq and is a predicted model, not a curated record. Bases 20 to 1354 code for a protein of 444 amino acids.
UUGCCAGCCUAGCUGAUCAAUGGCGGCGAACAUGCAGCCUACGGAAAAAUGUGACGAAACCUUCAAGUGUCAUUCUAAUAUAAAAGUACCUAAAAUUGUAAUUUGUAUUGUUUGCGAAAGUGUUUUCCAUGAAGGAGAUUUUAACAAGUAUAAAAGUAAAAAGGGUCUAUAUGUCGGAAAACGAUUAGUGGUGUGUUCUGAUCAUAACAUUGAAAACAUAACCUCUGCCGACCACGCCAGACUUGAUGAAAACGCUAAGAAAAUUAUCGCACAUGUAAAACUGCGUGAAAAAGAGGAGCUUAAAACAUGUCUCAGUGGUAGUGUUUUGGUGGAUACAUCAAACCCUCAAGAACAACUAAAUAAAACAGUGAGGAAUACUGAUGAAGCCCAACUGAUUAACGACAAAGUGGAAAUUGAACUAUUGCGGGACUUAAACUCAGAAUUAAAAUCUAAAAAUCAAUUGUUAACUGAUCUUUUAGAGCUGCGAAAAGCUGAAGUAAACAAAAGUAAAUCUUAUGCUGAAAUUCUAAAAGAAAACACUAAAGAAAAAGUUAUGGUUAAGGUGCCUGAUAUUGUUAUAAGAACAAAAAACAAGUCAGCAAAUAAAAAUUAUGCUCAGAUCGUUAAAAAUAAUAUUAUAGCGAAUACCAGUGCGCAGAUAAAAAACGUCUUAUCAACAAAAGCAGGUGAUAUUAUUGUAAGGUGUAAAAAUAAAGAAGAUGUCUCCAGAACCAUGUCAGUGCUUGCUGAAAAACUUGGUGAUAAUUAUGAAGUUGAUCAAGAAAAACUAAACUCGCCUAAAAUAAAAAUAUUUGAUAUAGAAAGUGACUUGAGUAAGAAAGAACUGGUUGAGGACUUAUGUAACAGAAACAGUGCUGUCUUUGACGGAGAUUAUAAUAUCGUUGCUGACUUUAGUAGUGGUAAAAAUAAGCGUAGCAUAAUAUUAGAAGUGUCUCCUAAUAUCUAUCUUAGUGUCAUGACAUCGAGAGUAGUCUACAUCGGGUAUAAAAGCUGUCGUGUCUUUGAUGCUUUUGACUUAAGUACGUGUUACAACUGCGGCCGCGCCAAUCACAAUCACAAAAAAUGUAAUAAUGAAACUGUCUGUCUAAUCUGCGCUGGAAAUCAUGACACCAGAAAGUGUACCAGUACUGUCAAGAGAUGCGUUAAUUGUAUGUAUUACAAUAAACAGUAUAAUAAGAGUAACUGUAUAGACCACGAAGCAACUGAUGUCAGCGCCUGUGGAUAUCUUAAAUUUAAAUAUAAUAAAAUUAUUAAGUGCACUGAUUAUCCGAUGAGCCCAUUGAUACCGACACAUAUUGGUAAAUUACCAGUGCCGAAGACGUCGUCAACAUAGCAAUACUAAACUAACUUCAACUAAUACUACUUUACAUGGAUACAGACAGUGAUCAAGAGGAAAACUGUGUAAUUGAAGAAUCUGCGGUUACCUUAGAAGAUAAGGAUGUAUUGAUACUACAUGUUAAUAUUAGAAGCUUAAAUGCUAAUUAUGAGAAACUUGAGUUAUUUCUUAACAGUUUACAAUCCAAACCACAUGUUAUAGUAUGUACAGAAACGUGGAAUUUAAUAACUUAUCAAUUUUUUGCAUUAAAGGAUUAUAGCAUACACUAUAAUCACAGUAUGGUAAAUAAAGCGGAUGGGGUUGUAAUUUAUGUACUAAAAUCAUUGGUACAUACAAUAACGGUAGAUAUUAUUGGUCGCUCCAACUUAAUCUCUACUAAUAUAAAUAUUAAUAAUAACUCACAUUUAAAAAUAACUGGAGUUUAUAGAUGCCAUGAUAUAAGUAAAGAUGAAUUUAUAGACAACUUAAAAAACUAUGCUGAAUCUAAUGUGAAAGUCAAAAAUCACAUAAUAGUUGGCGACUUCAACAUAAAUUUAAAAGACAUGGACUAUCACGCGGACUUACUCAUAUCUGAACUGUUAAACUUAAAUUACAUCUCAUAUUUCAAUGAUACCACUAGACCAAACAACGACAAUAGAUAAUAUGUUCGUUAAGACUAACAUUAAUAAUAUUAACUCAAUUACAUAUAAACAUACGCUUACUGAUCACUUUGCAAUAUUUUUAGCACUAAAAUUGCAAUAUGUUAAAAAUAGUAAGG